Messenger RNA from Tuber aestivum (summer truffle), 2294 nucleotides. The record is from the annotation of a GenBank genome assembly. NCBI's taxonomy places the organism in Eukaryota, Fungi, Ascomycota, Pezizomycetes, Pezizales, Tuberaceae.
GGGUAAUAAUACUCGUAUGAUACGAGGUCCUCCUGUUCUUGGCGAACUCACCCCUCCCCCACACGAUAACAUGUCGCUCCGGUCUAACGUUGAGGGCCCUGGCCCAGACACGUUCCUACUUGAACCCUUUACGUGCUCCAUAAUACGCCACACAUCCUGAGAUCAUCCUUUCGUCUUGUGGCCGUUUUCGGCCAAGAGAGCUUGGUAGGGGAGAUCAAUCGCUCUCAGCUGCUUAUGGUCACCCACCCUCCCGCAUACUUCCUCGACUCCUUUUACUCGUACUGCUUCUCUUCUUCCUCCCUCCUGAACUCACCAGAAAACGCCCCCCGAAUUAUACAUCAUCAAAUCAUGUCGUCCGUCGCUAGCACGCUCGUCUGUUGCUAAAGUAACCCGGUCCUAGCAGAUCGGUGAACCCUUUGGCCCCAGUACCUACUCGCGCUCUGCAGCGUUGUCUUUCUGUCGAAUCAAAUAGGGAAUCGGAGAAACGGGGAGCAAUAGGGUAGUGGUCGUAUCCGCGCGGGCUAUCUGACCUGGCAAAUAUCCCUCUCUCUCUGGCAAUUUCUCAGCUCAUAGCCCUACUCUACUCCCUUUGAAUAACGAACGGACGGACCUCGAGGGUUUAAUCAGGAAUUCAUAUCAAGCUUCGCUUUCGAUAACUCCUCCGGUUCACCAGCGACUUUCCGAAUACAUCUCCCCGCCAACAUCCCCCCCCAUCGACCGAAGCCAUGAAGGUAAGCUCUGAUCCCUGCAAUAUAGAAUGCGCCAAACCUUCGCGGCUACUGUUGGGUUUCGGCCUAUUUUUAUCGGAGAUUGAUCGCUGAUGUUUACCGCCCCGGACUUAGUUCCUGCCCCUUCGCGAGCUUGAUUCGAUCAAUCGUGCUCUCGUCUUCGACACUCCUGAUUGUCGUGUCGUUGGCGGUGUAGACAUCUACACCACCAAGGUCCUUAACUCUAGCCCAUGAAAUUAUUCGACUGUAGCGGCUCAAGCUAAUAAUCACUUUUGCGAGUCAAUUCAGGCCGCAGGGGCUGACAAGAAGCUUUACAAAAGCAUCUGCGAAACUAUCAGUACUCGCUAUGAAGCCGACCUCCGUCUAUCGGAGUCCUUAUCACCCCCUAACCGCGGUUCCGAUAGCGCUAGCAAGUACCAGUCUGCCGCUGUUUACCAAACCCUGCAUUCCCCGUUUGGGCCUUUGGACCAGAUUUCGGCUAGACGCACUUUUGCUUACUUGAUUGCUACUCUUAACGCUUCGCAUCCUGACUAUGAUUUUUCUACCACGCUCCGCCCAUCGGAUUUCCGUCGUGAGCGUCACAUCAGACCCGUUAUGAACAACUUUAAUACAACUUUGUUCAAUCUGGGCGUCAACAUUUCCAGGGAGCUUCCCAAGAUGUGGGAGACAAUUGAUAAGGAGAUGGAUUUGUUGAAUUGCAAUAUCUAUGCCUACUCUCCCGAUGAUGUCUCCAACGAUCCGUAUGGUGAUGAAGGGCUCAUUUGGUCCACCAACCUCUUCUUCUUCAACAAGCACAAGAAGAGAGUUUGUUAUCUCUACCUCAGGGGAUUGAGCACCUUGAAUCACUCCCCCCUCGAGAGGAGCCUUGCCGGAUGGGGCAGAAAUAGUAGAGUCGGAUCUGACGGGUGGGACGAAAGCGAAGGUGAAGACUUUAACGACGAUUUCAUCGAGAGCAAGAGCAUCUGGGGCGAUGACGACUACGAUGAUGGCUUUUUCGAAGGGAUGGAAGUUUGAGUUUUCACUCUUCCCCAAUUAUUAUUUUGUAGAUGGAGUCGUCCAUGGAUAGCCUUGGAUGGUAGUAUAGUUCUUGAGCCCCAACAUCUCCUCAUACUUUUAUUUCUCUCUCGCCAUCUCUUGAUAUUUCUGCUUGUCUGCUUCUCUUUUCUCUUCUUUUUACUCCCUUCCCUUUUCUAGUUUUCUCGCGUUUUGCCGUGGCGCUUCUUAUAUCCAGUGGUAGGAUGGAAUUCGUCAAGAAACGCCUUCCGAUAUGUUCUCUGUGCAUUUUAUUCUCUCUUCUGGCUUGUAGGAAUUAGGGAUGUGGGGGGCACUUUGGGGCCGGGUUGGGUUGGGCUGGGUUGUAUUUGGUCGGGGUUUGGGCGUUAUCAAUGUUCGGUGAGAGCGUACGUUGGCGUGAUGAACGCCUCUCGGUGUUUGGGUAGGUUGGUAGUGAUGGGUGUUGUUUCUGGCGUUUAUUCUGGAGGUACUGAGCAUUUAAUUCUGGGAUGAAAGGAGGGAUUCACUGAUCUUGUACCGUAUCUCUUAAAAGUAACGCUAGUUUGCAUGCGA